AUUGAAAUCCUCCAUUCACCAUGCCCAGCGAUGCGGCCAGUACCUUGUCACUACCGGACCAGGUGACACUCCUCCUCACGACCUCGCCCUCGCCAUUCCAUCCUCAAACGACCCUCAUAGAAACGGUUUUAGCAUCAUUGCGGCACUCGUCGGGCCUUGAGAAAUGCAGUUUGACAGUUUUCUUCGACGGUUAUAAGACCAGCAGCAAUCAAAGGCUGAAGCAAGGGUGGGUUAGCGAUACUCUGUCAAAAGCGUACGAGGAGUUUUACGUUGCGGCUCUGGACGUUUUGCGACAAUGGGUCGCUAGGAAGACGGGAGAGGAAUACCUGUGGAGCGCAGAAGACGUAAAAGUCCUAGCGGGUCCCAGACUAGGGAUUCCAGCCGUGAUGUACACGCUCAAAUCCACAACAACGUCCCACAUGCCCCUCCGCACUAUCCGCGCGAAGGAAAAUCUGGGAUUUGCGCUGGCGGUGCGGGCGGCUUUGCAAUACGUCCAAACGCCGUAUACACUGGUGUUGCAGCACGACUGGGCUUUCAUCCACGAUGUCCCGGUUGCAGAGCUGGUUCAGCUGAUGAUUGACAAUUCAUCGGAUGUCAAGUACAUCACGUUCCCAUCGGUGCGCUCCCUGGACUAUACACAUCGCAAACGCCAUAACGAUCUGCCCUGCUCAAUACCGUGCGCAUACUCCAUACCCGUGACACCCUUGUUUUUCUUCUAUGACAAACCGCAUCUGUGUGAGUCAGCACAUUACAAAGAGAACAUCUUUGGCCAGAAGUUCUUUCGGAGGGGCGACUUCAUCGAAGACACCUAUGGGCAACACAUGCUGAACACCAUUAAAGCGCCGAAAGAUGUUCAGGGGAAGCUGGCUGCGUGGAAGGAGUUUGGUACAUUUAUGUACUAUCCGGAUAACGGGGCUACUAGGAUACUGCGACAUGUGAAUGGACGGUUAGGGUACUUGCCAGAGGGGCAGAAGGAGAAGUGGUUGAGCGAUGGGCAGCAUAGGCAGGCAGCUCGAGCACAACGACUGGCCGGGAAAGACGAUGAAGAUACGGAUGAGGAGUUCGAUUGGGAUGUCGUAUUAUUGGAGGAGGACGAGGCGAACGACAACUAGGAGCGCGAUCGGAAGCUGUCACCCUUGCAAAAUGACUCGACGGGGCGGACCUAUCCCAUUCGCGGGAGAGUUGAGCAGCCCCUUUUGGCGUAUACCCACAUAGAGAUAUAGAUUUCUCAUCACCACUUGCCGUGUAAUGGUGGUGAGAAAGCGGACCAUAGGUUCGGACUUGAGUAGACGGGAGCAGAAGGAUUUGAUAUCGUUAUUUUCGAUUACUUAUAUCUCGCAUACGAACCAUACGAUCAAAU
Fimicolochytrium jonesii is the source of this 1360-nucleotide messenger RNA. RefSeq lists its product as uncharacterized. Lineage: Eukaryota; Fungi; Chytridiomycota; Chytridiomycetes; Spizellomycetales; Powellomycetaceae. The coding region runs from base 21 to 1112 and encodes 363 amino acids. The record is from RefSeq and is a predicted model, not a curated record. The transcript has 2 exons.